Cydia strobilella is the source of this 687-nucleotide messenger RNA. RefSeq lists its product as uncharacterized. The coding region runs from base 171 to 626 and encodes 151 amino acids. The record is from RefSeq and is a predicted model, not a curated record. NCBI's taxonomy places the organism in Eukaryota, Metazoa, Arthropoda, Insecta, Lepidoptera, Tortricidae. The transcript is spliced from 3 exons.
GUUUCAUCUGUAGGUACUUAAGUGACAAUGACAUUCAGCAUGUGCAAAAUGUCACAACACAAAAGUGCCCUCAAAUAAUUACAGUUUUUUAACAAACAUCCCUCCAUGUGAAAUAAAUAAUAUGAAGACGCGGAGCAAGGAGCAAGCUGAAUCCCCCCAAAAUACAGAACAUGAAACCAUACCUCCGGGCUAACAAAAUAUUAAUGGUUCAACAGCUGCGUUCCGCGUCUCGGCUGGGCCGCCUGCGCCUGCUUGCGGGAGAGUUCGCCGCCGACGUGUGUACCAUGUGGCGCUACGGUGCGCCUUUCCCCACCUUCCUCAAAAUCGUUGGCACGCUCGUCAUGUGCCUACUGUUCAUGAUGCCUAUUCUCUACCCGCUUUUUGUGAUGAUGCUCACAUACUUAACAUUUGAAGGACUAUUUCUCAGUUGGUGGCUGGUGCAACCUUGGCGGUUCACACUGUUGCAAAUCGGACAGCGUGCUCUGGGGCUGGUGUUCCGGGUGCAGCGUGCGCGCGAAGUGUGGAAGGUGCGCGAGGUGCUCACGCGCGCCAUCCUGCUCGCACACUCCCUCGCCACUUCCAUCGACUACCUCUGUGUCAUGCAGGGGCUUCUCGAUGAGGCGUAGACUGACCGCAGGUCACAAGACAUGUAAAAGGGCCGCGAGGUAUCCAGGCGCGUUUACUGCU